AAAGCCCAAGCCAAACCAAACAAUUUCACCUCACGCACGAAACCGGGAAGCAAGCAAGGUCCUCCCAACUCCCAGCAACCCAAGGUAGCGCGCGGCAGCAGCAAGCAGCUCGACGGCGACGAUGGCGGCAACAGCGGUUACUACUCCAGUAGGCACGGGCGGCGCUGCGGCAGCGAGAAGCCGGUUCGCGGCGGCGUGCGGGGCGCUCAGCCAGUACGUCAAGGCGGCCGAAUCCGAGAGGAUGCACGCGAGGCCGCCCGCGCCUCUGCGGCCGCUCCCGCUCAUGCCGGGCGCCGACGUCGACGCCAGCCCUGCCGACCUAGACCUGCCUCAGGCGGCGCCGGCGCCGGCGCCGGCGCAGUUGACCAUCGUGUACGGAGGGCGUGUGCUGGUGCUCGCUGACGUCCCCGCCGACAAGGCGGCGGGCCUGCUUCGCCUCGCCGCCGGCGCAGCAGCGGAACGUGCAGAAACAGAGGCGAUCGGUGCCAAGCGCCGCGACCAUGUCUCCGGCUCUGCGUCUGCGGGCGCUGACCUGCCAGUUGCGAGGAAGGCGUCGCUGCAGCGGUUCAUGGAGAAGCGCAAGGCUCGGGUCGCCGCCGUCCGCACGGAGCCGUACCGACGGCCGGACGUCAGCGACUCCUGUCCUGACAACCUCAAGCUUGCGCUCUGAUUCCUGUUCCGUGUCCCUACGCACUUUCUAUAAUUUUGUAGGCGAGGUAUAGGAUUAUAGGAAGAGCAGCGAAACAUGGGUGUACCAAGUGAAAUCCAGAUCUGAACAAAGUUUUCUGAAAAACACAGUUGCACGUGCUUUCUACGGCAUUAUUUUGUAAAUCUCCAGCUUUAACCACAACACAACUGUUUCUCAAUAAA
This is a messenger RNA of Zea mays, 870 nucleotides long. It is a transcript of the gene gpm925, whose product is annotated as ZIM motif family protein. Gene Ontology annotation, cellular component: nucleus. Gene Ontology annotation, biological process: regulation of jasmonic acid mediated signaling pathway; response to wounding; regulation of defense response. The transcript has a single exon. The record is from RefSeq and is marked validated. Bases 122 to 670 code for a protein of 182 amino acids. Lineage: Eukaryota; Viridiplantae; Streptophyta; Magnoliopsida; Poales; Poaceae.